Hippopotamus amphibius kiboko is the source of this 2986-nucleotide messenger RNA. It is a transcript of the gene GYS2, whose product is annotated as glycogen synthase 2. NCBI's taxonomy places the organism in Eukaryota, Metazoa, Chordata, Mammalia, Artiodactyla, Hippopotamidae. Gene Ontology annotation, cellular component: cytoplasm. The record is from RefSeq and is a predicted model, not a curated record. The transcript has 16 exons. Gene Ontology annotation, biological process: glycogen biosynthetic process. The coding region runs from base 138 to 2246 and encodes 702 amino acids. Gene Ontology annotation, molecular function: alpha-1,4-glucan glucosyltransferase (UDP-glucose donor) activity.
UUCUGUUUAUUUCUAUGAGAAGCUGCUAAAGCCUGUGAUCUACCAGCUCUGAACCUCUGCAUGCGUAACGCGCACCACUCCUAGGAUUGCAGUUCUUUGAAAGCGGGACUCAAAAGUGCCAGAGAACUGAAGGAAGAAUGCUCCGAGGCCGAUCCUUAUCUGUGACAUCCCUGGGUGGGCUGCCUCGGUGGGAAGCCGGACUUCCUGUGGAGGAUUUACUGCUCUUUGAAGUCGCUUGGGAAGUGACCAAUAAAGUUGGUGGCAUCUAUACUGUGAUUCAGACAAAGGCCAAAACAACAGCAGAUGAAUGGGGAGAGAAUUAUUUUCUGAUCGGUCCCUAUUUUGAGCAUAAUAUGAAGACUCAGGUGGAACAGUGUGAACCUGUAAAUGAUGCUGUGAGGAGAGCAGUGAACACAAUGAAUAAACACGGCUGCCAGGUGCACUUUGGAAGAUGGCUGAUAGAAGGGAGUCCUUACGUGGUGCUCUUUGACAUAGGCUAUUCAGCUUGGAACCUGGACAAGUGGAAAGGUGACCUCUGGGAAGCAUGCAAUGUUGGCAUCCCUUAUCACGACCAGGAAGCCAACGAUAUGUUGAUAUUUGGAUCCUUAACUGCCUGGUUCUUGAAAGAGGUGACAGAUCAUGACAAUGGGAAACAUGUCAUUGUCCAGUUCCAUGAAUGGCAGGCCGGGACUGGACUGAUCCUUUCUCGAGCUCGGAAACUUCCCAUCGCUACAGUGUUUACCACCCAUGCCACCCUGCUUGGGAGGUAUCUCUGUGCAGCAAACAUCGAUUUCUACAACCAUCUUGAUAAGUUUAACAUAGACAAGGAGGCUGGGGAAAGGCAGAUUUAUCACCGGUACUGCAUGGAGCGUGCCUCUGUCCACUGUGCUCACGUGUUCACCACAGUUUCUGAAAUAACAGCCAUAGAGGCAGAGCACAUGCUGAAGAGAAAGCCUGAUGUAAUUACUCCAAAUGGCUUGAAUGUUAAGAAAUUCUCAGCAGUACAUGAGUUUCAAAAUCUCCAUGCCAUGUACAAGGCCAGGAUUCAAGAUUUUGUUCGAGGUCAUUUCUAUGGUCAUUUGGACUUUGAUCUCGAAAAAACGUUAUUCCUCUUCAUUGCUGGGAGGUAUGAGUUUUCAAAUAAAGGAGCUGACAUCCUGCUAGAAUCCUUAUCCAGGCUAAACUUCCUGCUGAGGAUGCAUAAAAGUGACGUCACCGUGGUGGUGUUUUUCAUUAUGCCUGCCAAGACAAAUAAUUUCAAUGUGGAAACCCUGAAAGGCCAGGCAGUGCGAAAACAGCUAUGGGACACUGCACAUUCUGUGAAGGAAAAGUUUGGAAAGAAACUGUAUGAUGCAUUAUUAAGAGGAGAAAUUCCUGACAUGAACAAAAUUUUGGAUCGAGACGAUCUGACAAUUAUGAAAAGAGCCAUCUUUUCAACUCAGCGGCAAUCUUUGCCUCCGGUGACCACUCACAACAUGAUAGAUGACUCCACGGAUCCCAUCCUCAGCACCAUUAGACGAAUCGGUCUCUUCAACAGCCGCACAGACAGAGUCAAGGUGAUUUUGCACCCAGAGUUCCUAUCCUCCACCAGCCCUCUGUUACCCAUGGAUUAUGAAGAGUUUGUCCGAGGUUGUCAUCUUGGAGUAUUUCCAUCAUACUACGAACCCUGGGGUUAUACUCCAGCCGAAUGCACUGUGAUGGGUAUCCCCAGUGUGACCACCAACCUCUCUGGCUUUGGCUGUUUCAUGCAGGAGCACGUGGCUGAUCCCACUGCAUAUGGUAUUUACAUCGUUGACAGGCGAUUCCGCUCACCGGAUGAUUCUUGCAAUCAGCUGACUCAGUUUCUCUAUGGAUUUUGCAAACAGUCUCGCCGCCAGAGGAUUAUUCAGAGGAACCGAACUGAGAGGCUCUCAGACCUUCUGGAUUGGAGAUACUUAGGCAGAUAUUACCAGCAUGCCAGGCACCUGACAUUAAGCAGAGCUUUUCCAGAUAACUUCCAAAUGGAACCCACAUCGCCACCUACGACGGAAGGGUUUAAAUAUCCCAGGCCUUCCUCGGUACCACCUUCUCCUUCAGGAUCUCAGGUCUCCAGUCCUCAGAGCAGUGACGUGGAGGAUGAGAAGGAGGAUGAGAGGUACGAUGAGGAAGAGGAGGCUGAAAGGGAUCGGUUAAAUAUCAAGUCGCCAUUUUCUCUGAGUCAUGCUCCUCGAGGGAAGAAGAAGCUGCAUGGCGAGUACAAGAACUGAAUUCCACCCUGGUUGCACAGGCUAAUUUAGUGAGAGCAUAGCAAGAAUGACCAUUGAAAGAAAUGAAAAGGCCCCAUGUGUCAUUCUCUUCUCAGUGUUACAAUGGGAUUUACCCUCUGCCUAAAAAAUGGAGGAGAUUAAGUGAAUGGCAACUUUGUAAUUUAUAAUAAAAUCCAACUUAUUUUCCUAACUGCUUUUCCCUCAGUCAAUUUAGGCACCAGGAAGAGUGUUAAUUAAAGGAGGAAGACAAAGUGUUUUUAAAAUGAUUAUUUUAAGCAAUAAGAAUUUGUAUUCCCUAAUGUGGAUUUUUAAAUUUUCAUCGCCAUAAUCCUUUGCUUAAUGUUUAUACAGCUUCUAUACCUGCUAAACAAGUCUGCCAUUUCCCCCGCAAAGAGUCCUGACUCCGCUAGGAAUGUGCUCUGCCUUUAUAUUUCAAAUAAUUUGGUCUUCAGUGAUUAUUUUUAUUUUUCACAUGAGUCAGAACCAUGAAUUUAUACCUAGCUUUGCAGCCAGUCAAAAUCCAUAAGACAAUAGCCAUCCUCAAUCCAGAUCUUGAUACAUAUUAAUGCAUAUAUACAAGGUCACCUCAAAGUAAUGAUCAGAAGAUGUUACCAUCUGUACUGUAACAGUUUUUUUUCUAUUGUUUAAAAGGAAAGCCUUUUUGAAAACUGGGUCAAUCUUCCAUAAGUGAUACAUUGUUAAAUCCAUAUGAAUAAAUAUAUCAAUAUUUAAAGAUUUAA